Messenger RNA from Yamadazyma tenuis ATCC 10573, 1074 nucleotides. RefSeq names its product Pcl1p (gene PCL1). Gene Ontology annotation, molecular function: protein kinase binding; cyclin-dependent protein serine/threonine kinase regulator activity. Lineage: Eukaryota; Fungi; Ascomycota; Pichiomycetes; Serinales; Debaryomycetaceae. Gene Ontology annotation, cellular component: nucleus; cyclin-dependent protein kinase holoenzyme complex. The record is from RefSeq and is a predicted model, not a curated record. Gene Ontology annotation, biological process: regulation of cyclin-dependent protein serine/threonine kinase activity.
UAUUGAUAAAACGAUCUUUUAUUCAUACCCAUUUUCUUCCAAUGGAUUCUGUGGACUCUAAAGCCAUCGAGCUCUUCAUCAAAUCGCCUAUCGACCAGGACCUUGUUCAAAAAGUCAUAGUUAAAACCUUACAAAUAAUCCCCUGCGACAAGAAUUCCACUGUUUAUGUUGAUGAUGAUAAAAAGCUUCCUUCGGUGCUGAAGUUCUUAAACACUCUCAUCCAGGCCUUGGACUUGAAUAACGGCAUCCUCAUGUCUACCGUGGUGUAUUUAAACCGGUUGAAAUCCAAAUUACCUAAAAACUGCAAAGGGUUAACUUCCACCAGACACAGGAUUUUAUUAUCGUGUUUGAUUUUAUCCAUCAAAUUCAACAAUGACUUUAGCAUGAAAAACUACGACUGGUUAAAGUUGACUAACAAGCUCUUCAACUUGAAGGACAUAAAUCUCAUGGAAAGACAGCUCUUAUACUUGUUGAACUGGCACUUGCUUGUCAAUGAGUUUGAGUUGUUUCAUCACUUUUCCCAGCUUUUGUGUCCCAUCAAAGACAAUUUGAUGAACAAGUAUAGAAUGAAGCAGUACUUGAAACAACAGCAAAAGUUGCACGCCACAUCACCCAAAAUACUCGCUUCUUCACCACAAACAGGAACCGGACCUUUCCCAGCCCCUCCUAUCACCCCAAUCUCAGCAUCACCAAUCUCCUCGCAAAGAUCAUUCGAGUCUCACCCAAUAUCAUCCACAUUUUCGACUAUCAGAAAGUCAUCAUCCGCAUCCAUUUAUUCUUCAUCUUCAGCAGAGUCGGCUUUUACUUGCGAUAGAUCUAGACCUAGCCCCAACUCAUCAUUUGAUUCAUUAGACAAUAUCAGCAUGGAAUCGAUUGAACCCACCACCCAAAAACUCAGGUCCAUUCCCGUGGACGUCAACCCUUUAAUCGAGUUAACCGCCUUAAACGAACAAUACCAGCUCAACAAGCUCUUGGAGAGCUUCCAUCAUACCACCCUUUAAAAUAAUGUAUAUCUGUAACGAGAUUAAUGAAUAUAUCGAGUAACGAAUAAAUCGCAUUGAUUUUGCAGCUACC